Messenger RNA from Westerdykella ornata, 1638 nucleotides. RefSeq names its product MFS general substrate transporter. Bases 1 to 1638 code for a protein of 545 amino acids. The record is from RefSeq and is a predicted model, not a curated record. Gene Ontology annotation, molecular function: transmembrane transporter activity. NCBI's taxonomy places the organism in Eukaryota, Fungi, Ascomycota, Dothideomycetes, Pleosporales, Sporormiaceae. The transcript is spliced from 6 exons. Gene Ontology annotation, biological process: transmembrane transport.
AUGAAAUUGGCUAAAACAGAUAGCUUGUGGUUAUCACUUUUUAUAUCAGCUCUCGACACUACCAUUAUCACUACUUCAUUGAUCAAGAUUUCGAGCAGCUUCGAUGCCUUGGAACGCGGCGCUUGGCUUAUCACGACCUAUCUCCUCACAUAUAAUGCAUUUAUCAUGAUUUCAGCAAAUAUGAGCGAUAUCUUCGGACUGAAGUUUGCCCUUGUAGCUUGCUGCAUCUGCUUUCUCAUCUUCUCGUUAGCGUGCGGAGGUGCUCAGACUAUGGUACAGCUUAUCGUUUUCCGAGCUUUCCAAGGCAUUGGAGGUUCUGGUCUCUAUUCACUAGUAUUCGUGGCCAUCAUCAAACUUAUUACACCUGAAAAGGCGAGCUUUUACUCAGGAGUCAUCAGCUCUUGUUUUGCCAUAGCUAACACCCUCGGUCCCGUGCUUGGUGGAGUGAUCAGCGACCGUUCAAGCUGGCGAUGGAUCUUCUUCAUGAAUGGCCCGAUUGUUGGCACAGCGCUCGUCAUAUUGUUUUUCUCUAUGCCGGGGCUUGGGGACGGAGAAUCGAAGAUUGAGCGACUCCGUGGUUUUGAUGCCAUUGGCGGUGUGCUCUCCGUCUGCUGGCCUAUCCCACUUAUCUUUGCCCUCCAAGAAGGCGGCGUACGGUACGCAUGGAGCAGUGCCAUCAUCCUCGGGACGCUAAUCGCUGGACUCGCCGGCCUGCUCAUAUUUGGAAUAUAUGAAGCAUGGAUCCCUUUUCGAACGAAGAAGGAUGCCGUUUUCCCAAUCAAGUUCUUCACCAAUCCGUCCAUGGUGCUACUAUUACUGUGUAUGUUUCUGCUCGGUAUGCCUUUUUAUGUAGCCGUCAUUCAGCUUCCGCAGCGGUUCCAAGCAGUCAAUGGUACCAGUGCCGAGAGGGCAGGCAUUCUUCUUCUUCCAGUCACAUUGAUGACACCAUUCGGCGCUAUGCUUGGCGGCCUCUUGAUGGGAAGAAAGAUUGCAGCUGAGUAUCUGCUCAUCUUAUCCACAGGGAUUGCCUCCGUUGGCAUUGGACUCCUCAGUAGCCUCCCUACUUCCGUUGGCUUCUGGCCCGGAACCUAUGCCUAUGAAAUCAUCACCGGCCUCGGUUUGGGUCUCGCCAGUCCCGUAUACUACUUCUUGCUAUACACUAGCGUCGAGGAUAAGGAUAUCGCCGUGGGCACCGGAGCUUUGAAUAUGUUGCGCACAUUAGGGGGCUGUGUGGCCGUCGCCAUCUGCUCGGCCAUUCACAACACGAUUCUCGACGACAGGCUACCGUCCAUUCUCCCUUCGAGCCAAUCGGCACUUAUUGAGAAUUUUGAUAGACUGGAUAACUUGCCUCCGGGUGUCAAAACGCAGCUGGGGGAGAUUUUCGGGCAUAGCUACAACAGGCAGUUUCAGGCGAUUCUCGGGUUUUCUCUUUUGAACUUUGUGGUCGCAAUUGGGUUGGCUGUGGUACGGAAGAGAAUGGGCAUAUUCGGUAUUGGGCCGUCGGGAGAACAGUGGGAGAAGUAUAACCAGGAGCGGGCCGCAAAAACUGCAAAAAAACACGCAGAUAAACCGGAGUUGUCCAACCGUGAGAUCGAGGAGAAGCGGACAGAAACGACCAUAUCUCCUAAAGAGUCGUGA